AUGGGAAGCCGCCUGGGAAGGAGGGUGAUCCACUUUGCUAACCUACCCAUCAAGCUCCUGAUGCCCGCGGACACGUCGCCGGCCGCCCUCGGGAGCAUCCGCGAGAUCGCCAUCAAGACCCUGCCGUCGGCGUCCAAGGUGGAGAUCCGCCGUGUGCUGGAGUCCCUCUACGGCUUCGAGGUAGCGGAGGUCCGCACCCUGAACAUGGAGGGCAAGAAGCGGAAGCGUGGCGGGAUCCUCAUCGCCAAGCCGGACUACAAGAAGGCCUUCGUCACCCUCCGCACGCCGCUCUCCCUCUCCCCCGAUCUUUUCCCCAUCCGCCACGUCGAGGAGGAGAGGGUCCGCACCAAGCAGCAGGCCCAGCGGCAGAGCAUCGUCGGCGACGACGGGGCCGGCGGCGACGGGGCCCCGAGGCACUGGCUCGACGGCGAAGCACCGACGCGGGGCGGGCAUCGCGGGCGGCAGCCCGACGGGCGGCGCGCGCCGGGGGAGAAGAAGGAGAGGAAGCCGCUGGCUGGUAAGGGCGCCCGCGCCGGCAAGGUGGGCCUCGCCGUAGCCACCGAGGAAGGCACCCGCUUCCCUUGGAGCAGCAUGCGUUCGUGGAGGAAGUAG
Messenger RNA from Spirodela intermedia, 612 nucleotides. The record is from the annotation of a GenBank genome assembly. NCBI's taxonomy places the organism in Eukaryota, Viridiplantae, Streptophyta, Magnoliopsida, Alismatales, Araceae.